Molecule: messenger RNA, 2274 nt
Organism: Belonocnema kinseyi
Lineage: Eukaryota; Metazoa; Arthropoda; Insecta; Hymenoptera; Cynipidae
Gene: angel
Product: protein angel-like
Exons: 6
Coding region: 472-2154 (560 amino acids)
Molecular function (GO): 3'-5'-RNA exonuclease activity
Source: RefSeq, a predicted model, not a curated record
AAUAAUAAUCCCGCAAGAAAAUUCACCUCCUUGAAGAAAAUCUACCAGUAUUUCGUUGCAAAUAUGCAAAACCAAAAACCGUUUCCUUUUUCGGAAAAUUUUCAAAGUGAAAGAGGUCUUCUCGAUGGUAACGCCUCGCCCUGCUUUAUCGACCUAACGGAUUUUACAUUUUAACUUGACACGCGGUUGGAGUUUUGCAUACUUUCGUGGGUUUUAUUAUUGUGUUGUGCUGCGAAAUACAUAGGAAAAAUCCCGGAAAUCCAGAGAGUCGAAAUUUAAGUGGUGAAGAAUCGUUGGAUUUCGGCUUUGCAGGUUGAGAAGACAUCCCAGGUCGCGUAAACUAUAACCUCGCCAAAUAUCAGAAAUGUCAGCUGUAGGAAAUUCGGCAAAAUACAGUACGUUAUCUAUUUCCUCAGUCUGACAGCGCAUAAAUCUUCGACAAAUCUCAUAUUUAGCAUUUAUGUUGAAUAAAUGAACGCAACCACCAGACUUUUGACAACUCUCUCUGUAUCAAAUGUCUUUUGUCGAAACAUACACAGCGUAUUACACCAGGAGUUGAAGGUCGCUCACAUGUCGGAGGUUCCGUUGAAGCAAUUGCUUUUAAAAAAUCUUCGGAAGAGUGCAUCCGCCCCAGAGGCGUUGUUCUCGACUUAUGUGAAUUUAGUGGACUCGAUUUCAAGUCCAGAAACUCAUCAGGAGUUUGCUAAGACUAUUAUGGAACCAUAUUUGGAUUCCUGCUUCAUACCGAAAGACGCUUCUCCAGCCUCCACCUACGAUUUUCCCACUGCAAGCUCCUCGAGUGUCGAGAAUUCUAGUGAAAAUAUAGCUGCUAUAUUUUCGCAGGAAAUGGAUAUUAAUCGAAAUUCAGGACAGGAUGAUUCCUUCGAAAACAAACGUUUGAGGGACAUACAGAGGUAUAGGGCGAUGCGAAAAUGGAAAAGAUUUGGCAAGCUAAAGCAAAGUGUGGACCCCAAUGAUGCUUUCGUAUUACGACUAAUGUCGUUCAAUAUCCUCGCACAAAGCCUUCUAGAAUCUCACCCCUAUUUAUAUAAGGAACACGACAAAGAAGCUUUACAUUGGAAGGUCAGAAAGUACUUAAUAACCCAGGAAAUACUCCAAGUGGAGGCAAAUGUGAUAUGCCUGCAGGAGAUGCAGGAGGCGCACUUGGAGGAAUUUCUGAUCCCCUUUAGAGCGCAAGGCUACGAUUAUUUAUAUAAGAAACGCACAAACGACAAAGACGAUGGUCUGCUUUUAUUGUACCGUGCGGAUCAGCUUGUUAUUCUCGACCACCUCAAAGUGGAGAUGUACCAGUCGGGAAUCGAGAUCCUGAGCAGAGACAACGUCGCCCUGGUGGUGAAAUUCGCCCUGAGGGAAAAUCUCGAGACGCAGAUUGUCAUCGCCACCACCCACUUGUUGUACAAUCCAAAGAGAAGUGAUGUUCGCUUGGGCCAGACGCAAAUCCUCCUCUCGGAGAUCGAGAGGCUCGCCUUCCUGGAAAACACUAUGACAGGUCCAAAAUAUUUGCCGAUUAUUCUGUCGGGAGACUUUAAUCUGGAGCCAAACACUGGAGUGUACAAGUUUAUUACGCAGGGUCAGUUCACUUAUCAGAACAAGGGGAGGAACCUGGAGACUCAGGACUAUCGGCUUUUAUCAAAUUUGCUGAUACCGCCGCAUCUUCACGUCACGGAUGGAUGUCAACAUUUUAAUGUUCUCAUGCAGAGACUGCGUGGGGAAGGAACUGGAGAAGUUAUGUUGGAGAAUCGAGAGCGCGGACAAAAGCGCCUCAGUGAAGACGCUUCUCGUGCGGAAGAGUUGCGGGUGAACGGCGGAACGAGUCAGUGUCAAACAAUCGAAAUCGACGAUAAGCACAGUGUGAAUUUCUCCUCGGGUACGUUAACGCAUCCUUUCAGAUUUCGCAGUGUCUACAAGCACAAGAAUCGACACGGAAAGCCGGAGGCGACGACCAAUCAGGGCAAGUGGGUGACAGUGGAUUACAUAUUUUUCACCGAGGUCGAGCCCCUAGAUAAAUACAGUUUGCCCACUGCUGACGAGUGCAACGAUUUGCCGACGAUACCCAAUUACGCGGUGGGAAGCGACCAUCUCUGUCUCGCUGCUACUUUUAAGGUACUCAAGAAAAAAAGAUCUAGUUUGUAAAUUUCUUGUUAAACGUCCGUCAAUUUAUAACACAAGCUACGCUUGUCUUUAUGUAAAUAUAAAAGUCCAAUCUAUUUUCAAUAAACUACUCAGUAUGCUGAUUUUUUUCAGAAAAAAAAA